This is a messenger RNA of Miscanthus lutarioriparius, 939 nucleotides long. The record is from the annotation of a GenBank genome assembly. NCBI's taxonomy places the organism in Eukaryota, Viridiplantae, Streptophyta, Magnoliopsida, Poales, Poaceae.
AUGGCGGCACCCUCCCAUGUCCUCCCUUCCUCUCCCCGCCAGCGGGUGCGCCGCCCGCGCCAGCUCCCGCUCCCCACUCUUGCCGCCGCGCUGGCCUCCUGCGCUGCUCGGCCGCGGCCGGCCAGGCGGGCUUCUUCACCCGCCUCGGCCGCCUCAUCAUCGAGAAGGCCAAAGAGCGACGUCGAGAAGCUCUUCUCCGGCUUCUCCAAGACCCGCGAGAACCUCUCCGUCGUCGACGAGCUCCUCACCUACUGGAACCUCGCCGACACCGACCGUGUCCUCGACGACCUCGAGGAGGCGCUGCUGGUCUCGGACUUCGGGCCCAAAAUCUCGUUCCGGAUCGUCGACACGCUCCGCGAGGAGAUCCGCGACGGCAAGCUGAAGUCGGGGGCCGAGAUAAAGGCGGCUCUGAAAAAGUGCAUCCUGGAACUGCUGACGAGCAAGGGCGGCAACUCAGAGCUCAAUCUCGGCUUCAGGUUCUGCUCCCUCCUGCCUGCGAGAAUCUUUUUGUUGAUUGAGGACGUUUUCCUUGAAUUCAACAAUAUGAUGUUAUCAACUGGGAAGCUUGCUUACAGGUUUAAGAAUGAAGGAGUGAAGGUAUUGAUGGCAGCAGUGAUACCUUCAGAGCAGCAGCUCAAUGACCAGCUAGAAGUCUGGGCUGAGAGAACUGGUUCAGAGAUUGUCAUUGACAAUGAUAAGAAGGCACAGCCUCCAGCAGUCACGACCACAUGCAUCUUUUCAGGACUUCAUACAAAUUAUGGUUUGAUGGAAGAGCUGGUUUUCUUGCAAAAAGUCCUAGCUAAAGCGCUUCCUGGUGCUCCUAAUGUUAGCGUUGUGGAUGAGCUUGGAAUCCCGGUGAAGUUUAUUGGGGUUGGUGAAGGAUGGAAGACCUACAACCUUUUGAGCGCCGAGGCAUUUGUUGAAGCCAUUUUCCCAUGA